AUGCCACGAUACGGGCAGCAGGGGGGGGAGGCCGCCAGCGGCGCAAACCAGAUGGCGACGGAGGAAGCGGUAACCCGGCAACCAGCACCAGAGCCCGUUGACAUGCAAGAGCUGCGAAUGAUGAAGGAGCGGUUCGCGAAGCUGUUACUGGGCGAGGACAUGUCGGGCGGCUCCAAAGGCGUGUGCCCCGCACUCGCCAUGUCCAACGCCAUCACCAACCUCUCAGUGUCGCUAUUCGGCGAGGGCAUGCGGCUGCGGCCGCUAUCGGCGGACUGCAAGCGGCGGUGGCGCAUGGAGAUGGGCAUCAUGCUGUCCGUGUGUCAGCACAUCGUCGAACUCGUGCCGCAGACACAAACCAUGCCCGACGGCUCCACGCAGGAGGUGAUGGUGACGAAGCAGCGGGACGACUUGCGGCAGCAGUUGCCUGCUCUGCGCAAGCUGGACGACAUGCUGCUGGAGAUGUUGGAUGAGUGCAACAGCACCGAGUACUGGUACUCGCAGGAGCGCCCCGACCCCGUCGCCAACGGCGCUGUAGAUGCAGGCCACAAGGCCGCGGGCUCCUCGUCACGGCGCAACCCGCGCCACCGCGACGGGUGCACGUGCGCGGACUGCCUUGCAGACGCUGACGACGACGACGACGGGUACGGCGGCGGAGGAAAAAAAGGGUCCAAAGGCCGAGGGGGAGGGGGCGGCGGCGGCAGCAGCAGCGGCGGUGGGGGAGGCGGCGGGGGAGGGGUGAUGCGGGAGUCGAAGACGGGCAAGUGGUGGCGGCCGGUGCCGCGGGUGCCGGUGUGUGGGUUGAGUGAGGGGCUGCGCAAGCACCUGGAGCACCAGAUGGAGAAGGCGGCGCAGAUUGUGAAGCUUGCCAUGGCCAUCAACACACAGGCGCUCGAGGACAUGGCUGUUCCUGCUGCUUACACCGACAACCUGCCGAAGUCGGGGCGAGCGGCUCUGGGCGACCAGAUCUAUUCGGUGAUAAUGAGCAGCAGCUUCAGUGUGGACCGGGUGCUCGACACAGUUGAUCUCACCAACGAGCACGCUGCGCUCAAGCUCGCCUGCCGCCUCGAGGCCGCUGUCUACCACUGGCGCAAGAUGGCCCCGCCCCUCCCCACCAGGUCUCCCCAGCUGACGCACUCAAUGAGCGGGCACUAUUCAAGCUCUGGUCCGCUGGGGCGAGACGUGUCCAAGUUUGAGGAGAACGCCAACCGAGCAGAGGCGUGCCUGCGCAGCAUCAAGGACCGCUGCCCCUCUUUGCCGCAAACCACUCUCGACACCUCCAAAAUCCUCUACAACACGGACGUGGGGAAGGCGGUAUUGGAGAGCUAUUCGCGAGUGCUGGAGGGCGUGGCAUCGAGUGUACGCACGCGCAUUCUGGACGUGCUACAUGCGGACUACCUCGCACACAACCCCGACGAGCAUUCCCAAGACCGCCCCCUGCCGUCCCGAGUGGACGAGCACCCGCCGCAGCAAAUGAGAGAGCGCCACCUGGACUUCAGCCUGCACAUCCCCGACAGCGCGUUUGACGCGGCCUCGGAUUACGACGAGACGGGGUCCGUGUAUUCUGAUUGGAGCACGCCGAAUCUCACUCCCUGGUCGCGGAGGGUGUCGUCGCGUCGCGGAGCCGGUGCUCCGGUGUUCGUCUACAUCAUGGCGUUACAGGCGCUCCAGCAAUUCUUCCAGCAGCCUUAUUCCCCGCCGGUCACCCUAGGGCUCAUCGCGUUGAUGACGGGAAUUCACUUUCGACCUGCAGGGUUUCUGGAGGAUAACCUUCCGUACGUGUCGGAGAUUUGCAUGAAUCCUGCUCUCGUCGUCCAGGAGCGCAACUGGCGGCGGCUCGUACUGAGCGUGCUGUUCCACGCGGACGACGCGCAUCUGAUAUUCAACAUGGUCUCGCUCCUCUGGAAGGGCGUGCACCUCGAGCGCCGCCUCGGCUCGCCUCGCUUCGCAGCCCUCGUGGCCGCCUUCGCGCUCCUCUCUCAGUCCCUGCACGUCGCUGCUGCGCGUGUGCUGUCUGACGUGCUCGCGAUACACACGCCUUUCUACAGGGAAUGCUCCGUGGGGUUCUCAGGAGUGCUUUUCGCUCUUAAAACCGUCAUGAACGCGGAUUCACCCACUUACUCGUCUGUUUACGGGUUUGUGCUGCCCACUAAGUACGCAGCAUGGGCAGAGCUGCUGCUGAUACAGCUGCUGGUUCCGGAAGCUUCUUUCCUAGGGCAUCUGUGUGGAAUCCUUUCUGGCCUAAUCUACCUCCAUGGGACUUCCCUCCUGCCGCGCUCUGCUCGCCCCUCCGCCUUCCUGUCCACCCUUGCUGCGCCGCUGCUCACGCUCUUCCCGUUUCUGCGCAGCUCUCGAGGGCGCACAUGGGCUUCAGGGCAGUCAGGGCAGGCUGCCAGGGGGGGAACAGGGGGCUGGAGACCAAGUGCAGGAGCAGCAGGAGGAAGAGGUGCAGGUGGAGGUGGAGGUGGGGGUGGAGGUGGGGUUGGGAGGGACGGGGCAUCAGCAGGUGUAGGUGGCAUAUGGAGUUGCCCUGCAUGCACGUAUGACAAUCCAUGGCAGGCUGUGCGGUGUGCCAUGUGUGAGGGAGCACGGCCAGCAGGGGGGAGAGAUGUUGGGGGAGGAUGGAUAGAUGGGUAUGGAAGGGACACUGCUCCUUCUGCACCUACUUUUCCAGAGGGGCAGGAAGAGGAGAAUAGUGGAGUAGAGCAGCAGCAACCACAGCAACCUCUCAGGCAGCAAUGGCAUGUCAGAUCUGCAGAGGAGCUUAGAGCAUUGAGAUUACAAAGAUUCGCUAGGUGA
Closterium sp. Yama58-4 is the source of this 2796-nucleotide messenger RNA. The record is from the annotation of a GenBank genome assembly. NCBI's taxonomy places the organism in Eukaryota, Viridiplantae, Streptophyta, Zygnematophyceae, Desmidiales, Closteriaceae.